Messenger RNA from Megalops cyprinoides (Indo-Pacific tarpon), 921 nucleotides. Its product is annotated as olfactory receptor 6N2-like. Gene Ontology annotation, biological process: G protein-coupled receptor signaling pathway. Gene Ontology annotation, molecular function: G protein-coupled receptor activity; olfactory receptor activity. The transcript has a single exon. The record is from RefSeq and is a predicted model, not a curated record. The coding region runs from base 1 to 921 and encodes 306 amino acids. NCBI's taxonomy places the organism in Eukaryota, Metazoa, Chordata, Actinopteri, Elopiformes, Megalopidae. Gene Ontology annotation, cellular component: membrane.
AUGGAAAAUUCAUCCAGUAUAGAGGUUUUCUAUCUCUCUGGAUUAAAUAAAUCACCAGAGAAUCAACAUGUUUACUUUCCUCUGACUCUUCUGUUAUAUAUUGUAAUCAUAUUUGUAAAUUUGAGACUCAUUUCCAUCAUUCUGUUGGAGAAAACCCUCCAUGAGCCAAUGUACCUCUUGCUCUGUAAUUUAUGCUUUAAUGGACUUUAUGGAACAGCAGGUUUCUACCCUAAAUUUCUCUCAGACUUGCUGUCUGACUCUAAUGUGAUCUCACACCAUGGAUGCUUCCUUCAGGUAUUUGUCCUCUACUCAUCAGUAAAGUGUGAUUUUGCAACACUAACAGCAAUGGCUUAUGAUCGGUAUGUGGCCAUAUGCAAACCACUAGUGUAUCAUUCUGUCAUGACAGAUCAGAUGGUAUUUAAAUUAAUAGCCUUUUGCUGGAUUUUUCCUUACUUCACAUCAACCGUGGUCAUUAUAUUAUCAAGCACAUUGCCAUUAUGUGGGUCCCAUAUUGAUAAACUUUAUUGUGAAAACUGGGCUAUUGUAAAACUUUCUUGCAAAACAACGACGUUAAAUGAUGUGACUGGGUAUAUUGUUACGUUUGUUUAUUUGGGAUUUGCAUUUUUCAUAAUCUUUUCUUACCUAAAACUGAUUGCUGCAUGCACAAAAAGUAAAGAAGACAGGCUAAAAUUUACAAAAACAUGUUUACCACAUUUGCUUGCUGUAAUAAAUUUCACAAUCGCUAUAGUUUUUGACCUGAUGUAUUCUCGAUAUGGAUCUACAAAUAUCCCACAUGGUCUGCGCAAUUUCUUUGCAGUACAAUUUCUAAUCAUUCCUCCAAUUUUCAAUCCUGUUAUUUACGGACUAAAAAUGACAGAGGUUCGCAAAAGACUCCUGAAGCAGUGUCAUUAUUUAAAAUAA